AUGGAUUCAGCAGCCAACAGCUGUAUGAGGGGCCCCCAUUCUCCAGCCCCGCUGUGGGGCUGCCUGCGGAGCCCCCAUUCUGAGGUCAGCGGGCCAAUGGCACUGCCCCACUACCCUCCUGCUCCAUUCUCCUUCCACCAGAAACCAGACUUCCCAACGUACCCUGACUUCUCUGCCUCGUGCCUGGCCGCUGCACCCCAUAGCCUGCCCCGAGAGGAGAGGGUCCUUGCUGACCAGCACCCUGCCUUCCCACAGCCCCCUGACUGGCAUUUCCCCGGCUCUGAGGCCCGGAGAAGACUCACCCCAGGCCCAACCUUGAGUUCUGGGGAGGUGGGUGAAAGCAGCCCCGGCCUCAUGGAUGCUGUAGGGAGCCUAGGGGAGGACUAUGGGGUUCCUGGGACCACUGCCAAUGAGACUGAGAAAAAAUCAUCAAAAAGGAAAAAGGAAAACUCAGAAAACCAGGACUGCAGAGGAAAGCCAGAAACCAGCAGCAAAGCUCGCAAGGAGCGGACAGCCUUCACCAAAGAGCAGCUGAGGGAACUGGAGGCAGAAUUUGCCCAUCACAACUAUCUGACAAGACUCAGGAGAUAUGAGAUUGCUGUGAACCUGGACCUCACUGAGCGCCAGGUCAAAGUGUGGUUCCAAAAUCGAAGGAUGAAAUGGAAGCGAGUGAAAGGGGGUCAGCCUGUUUCCCCCCAGGAGCAAGAUACUGAAGAUGUGGACUCUGCGGCUUCCCUAAGUUCAGAGUGAGACACUCCAUGAAGAGAGGAAUGGGACUGGGAGCUGUGGCCCCAAACAACUCUUUUCCCUGCCUACCCUACUCUACCGACUAUAUCCCCAACACAUGGAGGAUAUCUCCAGACACUUCUCUCUGUGCCUCUUAGAAGGGAGACUUAAAUAACUCAACUUCUCUGGAACCCUGAAGCUCCAGAGAAAAAAAAUGUUCUGUUUGAUCUAACUCACUGACCCUGUGU
Dromiciops gliroides (monito del monte) is the source of this 974-nucleotide messenger RNA. It is a transcript of the gene MEOX1, whose product is annotated as mesenchyme homeobox 1. Gene Ontology annotation, molecular function: DNA-binding transcription factor activity, RNA polymerase II-specific; RNA polymerase II cis-regulatory region sequence-specific DNA binding. Lineage: Eukaryota; Metazoa; Chordata; Mammalia; Microbiotheria; Microbiotheriidae. Bases 1 to 750 code for a protein of 249 amino acids. Gene Ontology annotation, cellular component: nucleus. The record is from RefSeq and is a predicted model, not a curated record. Gene Ontology annotation, biological process: positive regulation of transcription by RNA polymerase II. The transcript has 3 exons.